AUGAAGACAGUCAAAAAGCUUCCGGCCAUGCGAAAGAAGCCAGCCGCGGGUGAGCCGGCCAUCCGCAAGAAGCCUGCCUCUUUCGCGCCCAGCCAGUUUUUGAGGCAAGAGCUCCAUGGCUGUGCUCCCAUGCGCUUGCCCAACAACGUCAUGCAGGUGGCUUCGGAUUGCUCCGGGCUUUGUCCGGAAGGCUUGGCUGCGCAACUGGCCACGCCUGGUUUUGGCUUUGAGAUCGAGCACGUCUUUGCAUCGGAGAUCUGCCCCAAGAAGCGGUCUUACAUCAACACCGUCAUUAAGCCGAAGGUUCUGAGUCCCGACAUGAAGGAUGCUUCAGGGAAGGAAGCCAUGCGCGGAGUGCACUUGUGGUGCUGCGGCUUUCCGUGCCAGCCGUGGAGCUGUGCAGGGAAGCAGAAAGGUUCGGAGGAUGAAGACCGUGGAAACUUCUUUGGCGACAUUUUCGACCGCAUCUCCGAGAGCAAACCUUCGUGUUUUGUCCUUGAAAACGUCCCUGGACUGCCCGACUCAUUUCCAACCGAGUUCGGUGACCUCCUGACCGUUCUUCGUGGCAUCAAUGAAGGUGCCUACAACGUGAUGUGGGACACAUUGCGCGCAGACCUCCACGGUGGAAUUCCACAGAAUCGCAGCCGUUUGUACAUCGUGGGCAUCCUGAAGACAACCCAGAUACAUGAUUUUACGUUUCCAAUGCCGGUCAGCUGCACCUUGACACUGACGCAAAUCCUCGGACCUCGAGCUCCCGAUCCUCUGCCAGAUCUCCAACGCAAGACCGAGGACAAUUUUGGCCGCGUUCUUUGCAAGACCGUGCAGAAGAACCUCAAGCGAUUCGACAAGAAGAAGCCCACCCUCAAAUGGACCGACGACCACAUCAUCGAUACAGGUUCAAGUACUGGGCAUGCUAUGGAGGGCGCUUGCCCCUGCUUGACGCACAGCCGCUGCAUCAACGAGCACGGCUACUACUCUGUGAUUCGCGAUCGCUUCUUGAAUGCAAAUGAUUUUCUUCGGCUGCAAGGGUACCCAGACAAGCAGCACGCGGCAAUGCUGAAGGGCACAGACGAGAAAACAUUGAGGGGAAUGCUGGGCAAUGGUAUGUGUGUGACUGUUCUGAGCCGUCUUCUGCGGCAAAUCUUUUUGAGUCAGGGACUUGUGUAUGCGCGCUGA
This is a messenger RNA of Symbiodinium sp. CCMP2592, 1176 nucleotides long. Lineage: Eukaryota; Dinophyceae; Suessiales; Symbiodiniaceae. The record is from the annotation of a GenBank genome assembly.